Molecule: messenger RNA, 2154 nt
Organism: Trypanosoma conorhini
Lineage: Eukaryota; Euglenozoa; Kinetoplastea; Trypanosomatida; Trypanosomatidae
Product: DNA cross-link repair 1A protein
Exons: 1
Coding region: 1-2154 (717 amino acids)
Biological process (GO): double-strand break repair via nonhomologous end joining; interstrand cross-link repair; protection from non-homologous end joining at telomere
Molecular function (GO): damaged DNA binding; 5'-3' DNA exonuclease activity
Source: RefSeq, a predicted model, not a curated record
AUGCAGUCGGCGGCAAAUGCGACGCGUCGAGCACCAACAAAGCAGAAAUCUCUGGCGGAAUACAUGCGUUCCAGGGAGGUGUAUCGAAAUGAAAAUGUGGCGCUGCUUGUGGACGCGUUUCGCCACACACACGCGUACGCAAAGUCGUCCGGGGGACCUAAGGAGGGCUGCAGCCUGGCAGGAGAGCUCCGACCGUUUCGCGUGUUAUUUUUUCUCUCCCAUUUCCACUCCGAUCACUACAAUGGCAUCACAGAGGGUUGGAACCACGGAACCGUCUACGCUAGCCGUGGCACCGCGAAUCUGUUGUGCUGGCGAUUGGGAAUUCCGGAGACACGCGUAAAACGCAUGGAUUUUUGUGUUUCCUACGUUUUCUCGUUAACGAAUGGCGCGUUACUGUACGAGAAGAGAGAGGAUGGAGAAGGCCAGAGCUGUGCCGAGGAAUGUUUUUCACUCACGCUGCUUCCGGCAAACCAUUGUCCAGGCGCCGUGAUGUUUCUCUUUCGCUCCUCUGUCUUUGGGACGGUUCUCCACACGGGGGACUUUCGAUUCACCCAGGAGGAGUUUGCCUUUUCUCAGCGGCCUGAGGCGCCGCGAAUGGUGCCGCGCACCCACGCGGAAGUGGAAAUGGCCAAGAACCCCGUCAUGAGGUCGGUUGCGGGGGACGUAGAUGUCCUUUUCCUCGAUAAUACGUUUUGCGACAGGCGCUUCAGUUUUCCCUCUCGUGCGGAGAGUUUGCGGGAGGUGAAUCUGGCGCUUUUAUCUUUGUUCCGCGAACACACACCAACCCUGAAAUCUGAAGCCGAACGGGUGGCCCCACUGGUGCAGGAGGGGAAGGAAGACGCGGUGUCUGUGGCCGUUUUUAUUGGAGCCUACUUUAUUGGGAAGGAACGCAUCGCACUUUCUAUUCAAGAGAGUUUUCCCCUGGCGUCGGCCGAGGACUCGAAGUGUGACGUUGUUCCAACGUACGUUUCCCCCGAGAAGUAUGAGGCGCUGAGGCAGCUGGACUAUCAUCCAGACCGUUUCGUGCCAUUGCCCCGACGUCAAGCUGUGGUGACGGGCGAGGGUUCAUCAUUGGAGCUUUUUGCCAGGCACGCGGUGAGGCUUCCACAGGACGCAUUAUCGUCUUCACCACAAGUUGCACGCGGUCUUUUGUCGUCGUUUGAGCUGGCAGAGGCCCCGAGUAAGACGACAGUGUGUUAUUUGACAAUUUUUCUUGUUCCGUUUUCCUCCGUGACGUAUCCAGCUCUUGCUGCGGCGUGUGGAGGACGAUCCAAACGACGCCGUGACGACGGUACUGCUGAGGAAACUGCAGGAUAUGCUCACCAGGAGCCCUCUUUGCGUGCUGAAGCUAUUUCGCUUUGGGGUGAGGAAGUGGUUGAACUCGAGCAGUUCAACGGGGUUCUCUGUGUGGAGCCUACCGGAUGGACCCGCAAGGUUAGCAGGCAUCCCAUUAGCAAGCGUGUGACGUUGCUUCGUGUCCCCUACAGUGAACACAGCAGUUUUACAGAGCUUGUGGAUUUCGUGGGAUUUUUGAACCCCAGACGUAUCGUGCCGACAGUGUCCCCGGAGCUCUUCAAAAAGUAUGAGGUGUGCUUUGCUGAAAGAGCUCCACGCCUGCGUCAGCGUUACGCCAAUGUUCAGCCCCUCUCUCGCUUUUUGGUUCCAAGGCAUCUUCUCGCGGUGGGAGGGAGUGACACGAAGGCCUUGGAAGGCCCGUGUGUCAACGCCGGAGGGCGGAGGAAGCAGCGAAACCCGUUUGCCCCCAUUGCGACUGUCGAAGAGGUAAUAUUCAUAGAUGAGGAUUGCGAGAAGCGCAGUCCCUUGGAUUCUGACUUUGUUCAGGUAACUGACACACUAAAUAAGGAGAAGGAAGAGGUUGCGGGAGAGACGGAGUCCUUGACUCUGAUGAGCGGUGCAGAGCUUGCAGUUGUCACUGACGCGGUUGGUUCCACUGGCAACCUGCUGACGCGGGGAGGGUGUGAAAAGGAAGUCGCACUAAACGCAGUCGGCAGUGGGCGGAUGGACACAACACUGUUGACCCGUCACGGGAGUCGUUCGAAUAGCGUGAGCGCGGAUGACAGAAGUGACAGCCGUGACUGUGUCUGCGUGCUAGUCCGGCCACACUUCAUUGAGGUGAGUGACUCCUCGAACUGA